Messenger RNA from Penaeus vannamei (Pacific white shrimp), 3108 nucleotides. NCBI's taxonomy places the organism in Eukaryota, Metazoa, Arthropoda, Malacostraca, Decapoda, Penaeidae. The record is from RefSeq and is a predicted model, not a curated record.
AUGUAUCGAAGUGUGUCAACUUAUAUCGAAGUACAGGCAAACACUUUGACACAACCUGAAAAGACGUUUCUUCAGAAAUACUCUCGAACUGUCUUAAUAGAGUCGUUUGAGAGCGCUGGUUGGUCGUUCGGACCCUUUUGGAGAGGUUCGAAGCUUCGGCAUAGCUCCCCGCUGCUGCUUUUGCUAAAGUUGCAUGACUGUCCUGCAGACCGUCGCUUUGGUCGUUGCCACGGCCGUUGCAGCGCCUCGUGUAGCCUGGGCCGCGUGCAGGUGCGGAAGGCGGAGGCAUCUGCUGGGUUUCUCUGCCCGGCCGCCAGGAUUUGCAAGAGGCGAUUUAACCCCUCUCAUGGCUGUAGGGAAGGCGUAAUGGCCAGUAGUUCUUGGCCCUCUGAAUUUGUUGGUUCAUACGUCGGUCUUUAUUAUGGGCGUUAUUAUCAUAUAAACAGAGAAUCAUACAGUAACGGGGACACUGAUAUUGCCAGGGAUGAUAGGACCAUGCUUCGAAUCCCUCCUCAAGUCUCGGCACUCGGGUCUCGAAUCUCUCCGAAACAAACCCUUCAGACGACGGAGACAAACCUCACGCCCAAAUAUGGUCUGGAUUUCCCUCUCGCCUUCCUGGUUAUAAAUACGGGUCAGACAACGAAGGGAGACAGGUUGUCUCUAUUUCAAGGGGUUGAUAAGCCAAUGCAGGGAAGUAGCUUUGCAAGUGCUUUUGUGGUUGGUGGUAGAGGGGAGAGCUAUCGUACCCGCAUACAGGCUGUAACUCAAGAGAUUUUUAGAGUGAGGCUCUCUCCGUCAGGCUGCAUGCCCGGGCACUACGAGCGGCAGCUGCUGAACGACCUCCUCAAGAACUACAACACCCUCGAACGCCCCAUUGCUAACGAGUCUUCAGCCAUCGUGGUCAAGCUGGGCCUCACGCUGCAACAAAUCAUCGAUGUGGACGAGAAGAAUCAGAUCCUAACAACUAACGUCUGGCUAAAUUUUGAAUGGACUGACCACAACCUUAUCUGGAACGAAUCCGAGUAUGGGGGCGUGGCCGACCUCAGGAUACCCCCGAAAUACCUGUGGACACCUGACGUCCUCAUGUAUAACAGCGCUGACGAGGCUUUCUCCAGCACGUACCCGACCAACGUGGUGGUGACGAGUGCGGGUGUCUGUACCCACAUCCCGCCGGGUAUCUUCAUGUCGACCUGCAGAAUCGACAUCACUUGGUACCCUUUCGACGACCAGAAGUGCGAGAUGAAGUUCGGGUCCUGGACCUACGACUUGGCGAAGAUUGACCUCCAGCUGCAGAGUCCAGACGGCGGGGACAUCAGCGGUUACAUCGCCAACGGAGAGUGGGAUCUCAUAGGUGACGUGCCAGGCAAGAGGAACCUCUCGUACAGCUGCUGCCCCGAGGUCUACGUGGACGUCACCUUCAAGAUCCACAUCCCGCGAACGCUCUACUACUUCAGCAACCUCAUCAUGCCCUGCGUUCUCAUCUCCUCAAUGGCGCUACUCGGCUUCACGCUCCCGCCCGACUCCGGCGAAAAGCUCACCUUAGGAGUCACUAUACUGCUCUCGCUUACCGUAUUCCUAAACAUUGUCACCGAAAAUAUACCUGAGACAUCCGAUGCUGUACCCCUCAUAUCCACGUACUUCAACUGCAUCAUGUUUAUGGUGGCCUCUUCCGUGGUGCUGACCGUGGUGGUGCUGAAUUACCAUCAUCGCACACCCACCACUCAUACGAUGCCGAACUGGAUCAAGUGCGUCCUCCUCCAAUGGCUGCCGUGGAUCCUGCGCAUGAACAGGCCGGGCAAAAAGAUCACUUGGAAGACGAUUAUGAUGAGCAACAAGAUGCGAGAGAUGGAGCUCAAGGAGAGGUCGUCCAAGUCGCUCCUGGCCAACGUGCUCGACAUCGACGACGACAUCCGCCAGAUCCAAGCCAUGGGCACCACCACCCCGACGGGAGGGGCGAGAGGGACGCCCUCGCACAACGGGGGACACCCUCGCCUGCUGGGCCGCUCCUACGAGGAAGGGGGCCCGCUCAUGACGCCGCACUCCUCCUUCUGCUUCAACAACACGCGCGAGCUGCAGAACAUCCUGCGGGAGCUGCGCCACAUCACGAACCAGAUGAGGAGCGACGAGGACGACAUGGAGAUCAUCCUCGAGUGGAAGUUCGCGGCGAUGGUCGUGGACAGGUUCUGCCUCAUCACCUUCACUCUGUACACAGUCGUCUCAUCCAUAGUCGUCCUGCUGUCGGCACCACACGUUACGUUCCCUGGCCGUAUCUCCAAGUCAUUCCCUUGCGUCAGAAAUUACUGUUCAUAUUCUAUGCUGAGAAUCUGGACUGAUCUAGCUAUUAGCACUGUAGAGAGAGGUAGCAAGAUAUCUCAGGAAGAAUGUGUGGCUAUGUCCUUCUUUGCCCAAGAGAAACAAAGGAGAAAUCAUAUUUUAGUGUGCUACUGUGUGCUGUUCGCGCCGGAUGGUGCAUUUAGGCUCUUUAGGCUCGGCGAAAGUAGUGUUUGUAGCAGUCCUUCCCUCGGUGCCAAGAAGGGGCCGAGACCGUGUCAGUUGUGCCAGAUCAAGUGCGUGCUCCUGCAGUGGCUGCCGUGGCUCCUGCGCAUGAACCGGCCGGGCAAGAAGAUCACGCGCAAGACAAUCAUGAUGAACAACAAGAUGCGAGAGCUCGAGCUCAAGGAGCGCUCGUCCCGCUCGCUGCUGGCCAACGUGCUCGACAUCGACGACGACAUCCGCCAGAUCCACGCGUCGGGCACCACCACGCCGGCAGGAGGGGGAGGGGGAGGAGGAGGAGGAGCGCGGGGGACGCCCUCCUACAACGGGGGAUACCACCGCCUCCUGGGCCGGUCCUACGAGGAGGGCGCCCCCCUGCUGGCGCCGCACUCCUCCUUCUGCUUCCAGAACACGCGCGAGCUGCAGAACAUCCUGCGGGAGCUGCGCUUCAUCACCAACCAGAUGAGGAGCAACGAGGACGACACCGAGAUCAGGCACGACUGGAAGUUCGCGGCGAUGGUCGUCGACAGGUUCUGCCUCAUCACCUUCACCCUCUACACCGUCAUCUCCUCCGUCGUGGUCCUCCUGUCGGCGCCGCACAUCGUGACCAACUAG